AUGGGGGUGUCGGCCCCGUUGCCGCCCUUCCAGGCCCCUCGCGGCCCCUUCGCGGCCCCGUUGCCGCCCUUCCAGGCCCCGUCGCCGCCCUUUUCGCGGCCCGUCGCCGCCCUUCCAGGCCCCUCGCGGCCCCUUCGCGGCCCCGUCGCCGCCCCUAUCGGCCCCGUCGACGCCGCCAGCGGCCCCGUCGCCAACCCUAGCGGCCCCGUCGCCGCUCCUAUCGGCCCCGUCGCCGCCGCAAGCGGCCCCGUCGCCGCCGCGAGCGGCUCCGUCGCCGACCCUAGCGGCCCCGUCGCCGCUCCUAUCGGCCCCGUCAUCGCCGCCAGCGGCCCCGUCGUCGCCGCCAGCGGCCCCGUCGCCGCCUCCAGCGGCCCCGUCGCCGCCACUUGCGGCCCCGGCCCCGCCCCGGCCAUGCCCCACGGCCUCUCUCUGUUCGACCUCACCUCUGGUGCCUCCCCUGCCCCGCCUGCUACUACUGACAGCACUGUUCGCUCACAGUGGGCGACACGCAAUGCUGCUGCCCGUCUUGCUGUGCGUCGCCACUUACCGACCACUGAGCGUGCACACUUUAGCCAGUACAAGAGUGCUCAGACCUUGUAUGACGCUGUAGUUGCACGCUACUCUUCCCCUGCCACUGCUGCACUAAGCCGCCUCAUGCUACCAUACCUCUUCCUUGACCUUGCUGCCUUUCCCAAAGUCGCUGACCUCAUUACGCACCUCCGCACUAGUGACACUCGCUACCGCGCUGCACUUCCUGCUGAAGUCUGCGCCAAGAACCCCCUCCCCCCCAUGUACAUCACCCUCUACUACAUAGUCACCCGGCUCCCUGACUCUCUCCGCGUAGUCAGGGACCACUUCCUCUCAGUUUGCCCCACCACUCUCACCGUUGACCUCCUCGAGAAGGGCCUCCUAGCAGCAGGGAAGAGCAUAGUCGCUGUAGGAGCCUCUCGUGGUGACCCUCGCACCCCCGUCUUUGAGGGGUGUUCCCCCUCCCCCCUCUUGCCCUCUAUUGCUUCUGUUGCUGCUGCCGACCUCGUUGGUUUCUACGGGGUCAGCGCUGCGUCUGCCCCUAGCGGGAGACGCCGCAUCGGCAAGGGCAAGGGGGGCAAGGGCGCUGGAGGGGCUAUCAAGGCCGGUGGAGGUGAUGGUGGAGGCAGUGGAGGGGGGGGGGGGGUGGUGGUGGGAGUGGUGGCGGGGGUGGCGACGGCGGUGGCAGCAGUGGAGGCGGAGGAGGUGGCGGUGGCGGCGGAGGGAGCGGAGGUGGCGGAGGCAGCGGUGGCGGAGGCGGCGGGGGCGGAGGUGGCGGCGGCGGUGGAGCUGGUCGCGACUAUGCGUAGAGGAGUGGGUCCGGCGGUGGUCCGCGCCAGCAGCAGCAACGCGGUCGUGAGACCCUAUCCCCUCAGCAGUUUCGUGAAUGGUACGCUGCGCGUCAGCGCGAUGGGGGUACUGGUCCCUGCACUUACGUCCUCCGUACCGGCGACCGCGCUGGUGAGCAGUGCGGUGGCCCGCACUCCACCCAGCGCUGCUUCGGCCGCAUGA
Closterium sp. NIES-65 is the source of this 1539-nucleotide messenger RNA. NCBI's taxonomy places the organism in Eukaryota, Viridiplantae, Streptophyta, Zygnematophyceae, Desmidiales, Closteriaceae. The record is from the annotation of a GenBank genome assembly.